Hippopotamus amphibius kiboko is the source of this 3541-nucleotide messenger RNA. RefSeq names its product pleckstrin homology domain-containing family M member 1-like. Lineage: Eukaryota; Metazoa; Chordata; Mammalia; Artiodactyla; Hippopotamidae. The record is from RefSeq and is a predicted model, not a curated record.
CGAGCGGCCGUGAUGGCGUCAGGCGCCCCAGGAGCCGCUUCGUGUCAUCCGUGGCCGGGAGGCCGCCGCGUCCCGUCGGAGGCUUAGGGGCUGCGGCGCGCGGCAGUGCCCCCACUCCCUCCCCGCUCCCUUUGGAAGUGAAAUUGGACAUAUAUAGAAGGCGAGCAACCAGAACAAUUCCUUCUUGUGUGUUGGAACAUUUAAGAAAGGACAUCUGUGAAACCUGGGGACCAUGGAAAGGACCUGGCCUCAGCUGGUUGGCACUGCAGACUUGAUGGGUCAUCAAGAAGAAGCUAGUGGGCUCCGUGAAGGCGCUGCAGAAGCAGUACGUGUCCUUGGACACGGUGGUCACGAGCGAAGACGGAGAUGCCAACAGCACGUGCAGCGCCCUGGAGGCCGUCUUCCUCCACGGCCUGCACGCCAAGCACAUCCGAGCCGAGGCCGGAGGGAAAGGAAGAAAAGCGCCCACCAGAAGCCUCUGCCUCAGCCUGUCUUCUGGCCCCUCCUGAAAGCCAUCACCCGCAAACACAUCAUCUCGGAAUUGGAGCACCUGAUCUUCGUGAGCACGGAUGUGGGCCGCUGCCGGGCCUGGCUGCGGCUGGCCCUCAACGACGGCCUGAUGGAGUGCUACCUGAAGCUGCUGUUGCAGGAGCAGGCCCGCCUGUGCGAGUACUACCAGCCCACGGCCCUGCUCCGUGACGCCGAGGAGGGCGAGUUCCUCCUGAGCUUCCUGCAGGGCCUGACAUCCCUGUCCUUCGAGCUCUCCUACAAGUCUGCCAUCCUAAAUGAGUGGACCCUGACCCCGCUGGCCCUCUCUGGGCUCUGCCCGCUCUUGGAGCUCAAUGUCCUCACUACCUCUGGCACAGGACUACAGCGGAAGGAGUCUCUGGAUUCCAUCUCCCAUUCCUCAGGCUCGGAGGACAUCGAGGUGCAGCACUCGGGCCAUAAGAUCCGGCGGAACAAGCAGCUCAUGGCCUCCUCCCUCAGCCUGGACACGGCCCGUUCAUCCCAGCUCUCUUGCAGCCUCAACUCUGACAGCUGCCUCCUCCAAGAGAAUGGCUCCAAGAGUCCAGACCGUUCCGAGGAGCCCCUGUCCUGCGACUCAGACCUGGGGGCAGCAAAUGCUGAAGAUUCGGACCCGUCUCUGCAAGAGGUGUUGUCGGAAUUCAGCAAAGCCCAGGUGAACUCUGUGCCCACCGAGGGACUGAGCCCAGAAACGGAGGUUCCCGUGCUGCAGGCCUCGCUCACCCUCCACGGCCUGGACACCAGCACACCCCCGCCCUUUGAGGUACCUGCGGAGCCCCACCCUGCCCAAGCAUCCCCUGGGACCCGAGAUGGGGCCCACACGGGGGAGCCUCUUUCCCAGGUGCCUGGCCCUGGGGGCUGGCUGAAGCUGGGCAUGGCCCAGGCUGUCCUUUUGGGGAGCACUUCAGGCCAGCAGCCUCCUAGCCCUGUGAGAGAGGCAACCAGAGCAGUUGGCCAAGGAAGUGGCCAGCGGAAGCCCCUGGAGGAUGACAAACCUCGGCUGAGCCUUGUGGUUCCCUCACCCACCAGUCCGAUAAACACAAACUGGAUCUCAGAAGAUGACUUCUACCAGCCUCCCCGGGAACAGCCCGUGGAGAGUCCUUCCGAUGCCUCUGUAGGUUCUCCCAGAGGGACUCCAGAGUCAAGGCCUGGUCUCCUCACGCAAGGACCAAGAAGAAGCUGUUCCUUGGAGGCCUUGGACAAAGCUUGCGUGCCUUCCCCAGGAAGCAGGAGAGGCGAGGCCACCCCAGCACCAGAGCAUAAUGACUUCAGGGUGGUGCAUCGCAGGCAGAUGGGGCUGUCCAACCCAUUCCGGGGGCUCCUGAAGCUGGGCACGGUGGAGCGGCGGGGGGCCAUGGGCAUCUGGAAAGAGCUCUUCUGCGAGCUCUCCCCGCUGGAGCUGCGCCUCUGCCUGAGCGGCGAGGAGGGCACCUGCGUGGAGAACUGCUCACUGCUGCGCUGCGAGUCUGUGGGGCCGGCCCACAGCGACGGCCGCUUCGAGCUGGUCUUCUCGGGCAAGAAGCUGACCCUGCGUGCCUCGUGCCGGGAUGAAGCCGAGGACUGGCUGGACCGGGUGCGGGAGGCGCUGCAGAAGUGCCGGCCCCAGCAGGAAGAGGAGUGGGUGACCAUCCAGUACCCGGACCAACCCGAGGACCCCCCAGAGGCCCCCCAGGGUGGCCACCCCUCCCAUUCGGACCUGCUCUCAGAGCCUGAAACCCCCCAGGGCCUGCAGUUGGACUGGUCCUCUUCCCAAGUUCCCGAGCCCGAUGCUAUUAAAGAAUCCCUUCUGUACCUGUACACGGACCGCACCUGGAUGCCCUAUAUCUUCUCCCUGUCCUUGGAAUCUCUGAGGUGCUUCUGCAUGAGAAACAACGAGACGAUGUUAAGUGACAGCCAUGGAGUCGAGACCAUCUGAGACAUCCUGCCGGACACAAGCCUCAGGGGCCCAUCCUUCUUCAGAAUCAUCACAGCCAACGCCGUCCUGAAGCUGCAGGCCGGGAAUGCCGAGGAGGCUGCCCUGUGGAGGGACCUGGUGCACAGGGUCCUGGCGUCCUACCUGGAGACGGCCGAGGAGGCAGUGACGCUCGGCGGGAGCGAUGAAAACUGUCAGGAGGUGCUGAGGUUCACUACGUGGGAGAAUGGCUACCUGCUGCAGUAUCUGGUGGCCAUCCCCACGGAGAAAGGCCUCGACUCCCAGGGCUGCUUCUGUGCAGGCUGCUCCCGGCAGAUCGGCUUCUCAUUUGUACGACCCAAGCUCUGUGCCUUCUCUGGCCUCUAUUACUGUGACAUCUGCCAUCAAGACGAUGCCUCAGUGAUCCCAGCCAGGGUCAUCCACAACUGGGACCUCUCCAAGCGCCCGGUCUGCAGGCAGGCCCUGACGUUCCUGACGCAGAUCCGGGCCCAGCCCCUCAUCAACCUGCAGCUGGUGAACGCGUCCCUGUAUGAGCACGUAGAGCGGAUGCAUCUCAUCGGGAGGAGCCGGGAACAGCUGAAGCUCCUGGGAGAUGACCUGGGGCUGUGCCGAAGCGGAGCCCUGAAGGAGCUGAGCAAGAGAAAUUUCCAAGGAAACUCUAUGUCUUACAUUGAUGAAAAUGUGUGGAAGGCAUACCGUUGGACUGAGACACUGAUUCUCAGUGACAAUCAUUUGACUGAAUUACAUAAGGACUCAUCUGAAGGCUUGCUAUCCGUCCAGUAUUUGAUCUUAGUUUCCCGACCAUGGAUUGAACCCAGGCCCUCGGAGUCCACUGGGCUGCCAAGGAAUUCCAUCUCCAGCUCCUUUAUCAAAGAGGAAAUGCUUGCAUAGUAUUUCUGUUUAUUUAGGGAAAUUUCCAAGGAAACUCUAUUUCUCACAUUGAUGAAAAUGUAUGGAAGGCAUACCGUUGGACUGAGACACUAAUUCUCAAUCGUAAUCCUUUGACAACAGUUGAAGAUUCUUACCUUUUUAAAUUGCCAGCGUUAAAAUAUUUAGACAUGGGAAGAACACACGUGUCACUUACAACAGUUGAAAGCAUCCUGA